UACCAUUCUCUUCAUUCUCAGUAAAAUGCCUGCUUCCUCGAUCACCAUUAUCUUUUCUCCCUACCAUGUGGGAUUCCGUGACCACCGUGUUGGUAACGGCCCGCACCGGAUUCGCUCGCUGGGCGUUGUCGAGGCCCUCGAGAAGCUGGGCGUGACCAUCAACUUCAACGAGAUCCCCCACGUCGACAGCUUCGAGGGUGAAAUUGGUCGCAGCUUUGAACUCCUCCGCCGCAUUUCCACCGCCGUUUCCCAAGCUGUGGCAUCAAACAGCUUUCCCCUCAUUCUGUCCGGGAACUGCAUGGCCAGCGCUGCUGCCGCCUGUGGUCUGCCGAUCAAUGAUCUCGGCUUUGUUUACUUCGAUGCCCAUGAUGACCUAGACUCGCCUGAUGUCAACGAGAACGGGUAUUUGGACGCUAUGGGUCUCUCCAUGCUCCGCGGAGAGAGCUGGAAGACCCUCAUGAACACUGUCCCCGGCUACUCGCCCCGGACCUACCGCCGCUUCCUCUACUGUGGUCUGCGUGACCAGUCCCCCCUGCAGCGUCAGCGUGUCAUCGACGCCGGCAUGACCUCUGUCUGGGGACGCUCCGACAUCAAGGUUGACUUCGCCGCUCAAAUGAAGCAAGAACUUUCCGCCCGCUCGUACGGGCCAGCUCUGGUUCAUCUUGAUUUAGAUGUUCUGGAUGAGUCUUACGGCAAGGUUAACGACUACCCUUCGCCCGGUGGUAUGAUGGAGGAGGACCUGAUCGCCUGUAUGGACAUGGUUCCCCGGAUGGACACCAGCCCGCAGUCGCUCACUGUCUGCUCCUUCGAUCCCAACGCCGGUGAUGGUGACAAGAUAGCCACUAUUGCUGUUCGCGCUAUUACGACCUUUGUCCGGGCUCUCUUGGAUACGAAUGCCUUGACGAAGGCCUGAACUUGGGUCAAUUCUUGAAAAGUGUUUCCUCGAGAGAAAUGUUGCAUUAUCGAGAAUGGCGGCAAUGUUACAGCCAGAAGGAAAUCGAGACAAUCCUGUGCAUUCAACGAAGGUAUCAAGACUAAGGAGAAGGAGAAGGAAACUAUCUACCUGGAGGUCUUGUUGUUAUCACCCUCUAACCGGUAUCUUCGAUCUCGGUAUCUUCCUUCUCUGCCAAUUAACACAAGAUGAGGCCGCCCAUCGUCCCACACAAGGGGAGUUACAAUACUUAUAAAUUCUUUGCAUGAAGUUCGUCGAAAGUCAGCUUUCAGAGUGCGGU
Molecule: messenger RNA, 1232 nt
Organism: Aspergillus ibericus CBS 121593
Lineage: Eukaryota; Fungi; Ascomycota; Eurotiomycetes; Eurotiales; Aspergillaceae
Product: arginase family protein
Exons: 1
Coding region: 26-913 (295 amino acids)
Cellular component (GO): cytosol; cytoplasm; nucleus
Molecular function (GO): manganese ion binding; arginase activity
Source: RefSeq, a predicted model, not a curated record